This is a messenger RNA of Rhagoletis pomonella (apple maggot), 666 nucleotides long. RefSeq names its product cytochrome c-2. Gene Ontology annotation, biological process: mitochondrial electron transport, ubiquinol to cytochrome c; mitochondrial electron transport, cytochrome c to oxygen. NCBI's taxonomy places the organism in Eukaryota, Metazoa, Arthropoda, Insecta, Diptera, Tephritidae. Gene Ontology annotation, cellular component: mitochondrial intermembrane space. The record is from RefSeq and is a predicted model, not a curated record. Gene Ontology annotation, molecular function: electron transfer activity; heme binding.
GAGUGAGUACCUAUUAACGUUAUUUAACAGCUGCAAUUAUGGGAAUACCUGCUGGUGAUGUUGAAAAAGGCAAGAAACUCUUCGUCCAACGUUGUGCUCAGUGCCAUACUGUUGAAGCUGGUGGCAAGCACAAGGUCGGUCCCAACCUACACGGUCUGAUCGGUCGUAAAACUGGUCAAGCUGCUGGUUUCGCUUACACCGACGCCAACAAAGCGAAAGGCAUUACCUGGAAUGAAGAUACCCUCUUCGAAUACUUGGAGAAUCCCAAGAAGUACAUCCCAGGCACAAAGAUGAUCUUCGCCGGUCUGAAAAAGCCCAAUGAACGUUCCGACCUUAUUGCUUACCUGAAAUCGGCUACCAAAUAAAAAACAUAAACCAUUAGCAGUUAAAAAAGCAUAAACAAGAAAAUAUGAAAAUCUUUUACAUGUGGCUCUAAUGAAACCUACUGUAACAAAUGUUUUAAAAAGGAACCCCCAUAACUCUACAAGAGAAAAUAUACACUUAUUAGUUUAAAAAUUAACUAUUCUAUAUAGGACAAUUUAAUUAAUUUAAUUGUGUAAAUGAUAUUCAAUCAAACUUUUCGUUUGUUGCUAGCUUCAAUAUUUUUAAGAAAUUAAAUAAUUUCAGCUCGGAUGGAAAAGAUACAAUUAAACCAUAAAAAUGAUA